GCAAUCGAGUAAUCAAAUAAACGUAGUUUCGUAAUUGAAUUUUGAGAUUACACCUUUGCAUAUCAAGCUUUAAAAGUUCUAAAUAAGCAUCUAAAAGUUUUAUAUUCCAUUCUUUAAUAAUGGGAGCAGUUCUCGGUGCUUUAACCGUCGGACAGCUGGCAUGCUGCUGUGGGAGUGCAGCCUGCAGCCUGUGCUGCUCAGCUUGCCCCUCUUGCAAGAAUUCCACAUCCACCCGCAUCAUGUAUGCCAUCAUGCUGCUGCUCACCACAGUCGUGUCAUGCAUCAUGCUCUCUCCGCAGCUCAAGGAGAAGCUGGAAAACGUUCCGUUCUGUGAAGGCAAAUGCACGGAUGCCAUUGGCUACUUGGCUGUGUAUCGCCUAGUAUUCGCUCUCACCCUCUUCUUUGUACUGUUCUGCCUCCUCAUGAUUGGUGUCAGAUCUUCCAGGGAUGCUCGAGCAGGCAUACAAAACGGAUUCUGGGGCAUUAAGUACUUGUUGCUGAUUGGAGGAAUGGUGGGUGCAUUCUUCAUUCCGGAGAAAGCUGUCUUCGGGCAAGUGUGGAUGUACUUCGGGAUGAUUGGCGGAUUCCUCUUCAUCCUUAUCCAACUGGUCCUCAUCAUCGAUUUUGCGCAUGGAUGGACCGAGAGAUGGUUGGAAAACUAUGAAGAGUCGCAGUCCAAGGGAUGGUACUGUGCUUUGAUCUUUUGCACCGUUCUUCACUACGCACUGGCUCUUGCUGGAGUAGUUCUGCUGUAUGUCUAUUACACGCAGGAGAGUGGUUGUGGCGUUCAAAAGUUCUUCAUCAGUUUCAACAUGAUUUGCUGCAUUAUCCUGUCAAUUAUAUCCGUUCUGCCCAAAGUUCAAGAUGCACUCCCCAAAUCUGGAUUACUGCAGUCCUCUGUAGUGAUGUUAUAUGUUGUGUACUUGACCUGGUCCUCGCUCAACAAUUCGGAGGAAUGUAGACCCAGUUUCCUAGGUAAGCCCCAUGCCAUUGACGCCCAGAGCAUUGUCAGUCUGGUCAUCUGGUUCGUGUGUGUUCUAUACUCGAGCAUACGCACGGCCAGCAAUUCUCAAGUCAGCAAGUUGACCGGCUCUGAGAAGAUCCUGGUGCAAGAUGGAGAUUCCGAUCUGGCGAAAGGAGAUGCGGAAAGCGGCAAGGCCUACGACAAUGAAGAUUCGGAAGUGGUGUACAGCUGGUCCUUCUUCCACUUCAUGUUUGCCCUGGCAUCUCUCUAUGUCAUGAUGACACUCACCAACUGGUACGAGUAA
Molecule: messenger RNA, 1268 nt
Organism: Uloborus diversus
Lineage: Eukaryota; Metazoa; Arthropoda; Arachnida; Araneae; Uloboridae
Gene: TMS1
Product: probable serine incorporator
Exons: 11
Coding region: 120-1268 (382 amino acids)
Cellular component (GO): membrane
Source: RefSeq, a predicted model, not a curated record